Messenger RNA from Penicillium manginii, 1182 nucleotides. Its product is annotated as M20 family metallopeptidase. The record is from RefSeq and is a predicted model, not a curated record. Bases 1 to 1182 code for a protein of 393 amino acids. Gene Ontology annotation, molecular function: dipeptidase activity. NCBI's taxonomy places the organism in Eukaryota, Fungi, Ascomycota, Eurotiomycetes, Eurotiales, Aspergillaceae. The transcript has 4 exons.
AUGACUUCCCCCUCAAAGACCGAGGUUCAGGCCGCUAUUGGCGAAUACAUCAAGCAGCUGGCAGAGCCACUGCGUGAGUUGAAUCGGAAGAUUCACGAGAACCCAGAAUUGGCAUAUGAAGAGCAUCACUCCCACGACGUGAUCUGCAAAUUCCUUGAAGCCCAGAAUAUACCCGUGAAGCGACAUGUCUACGGACUCAGAACUGCCUUUGAGGCUAUUGUUGGCGAGUCGAGUGGUCGCUGUGUAAACUUCAAUGCUGAAUACGAUGCCCUUCCUGGCAUUGGGCAUGCAUGUGGCCAUAAUCUCAUUGCCACCGCCAGUGUCGCCGGAUUCAUGGCCCUCGCAUUUGCGAUUCAAAAGUUUGGUCUUCCUGGACAGGCCCAGCUCCUCGGAACGCCAGCUGAAGAGGAUGGUGGGGGUAAAGUUGAUCUCAUUCGCGCAGGUGCCUUCAAGAAUGUGGACGUAUCCUUGAUGAUGCACCCGAUGGCCGAAGAUGAGUUCUCCAAAGGAAUUCUAGGAAUCGGCGGUCGAUCAACCAUCGCUUGUUUUGACAUUACCGCGGCGUAUCACGGAGUCAGCGCCCACGCGGCUGCGAGCCCCUGGGAGGGUGUGAAUGCACUCGACGCCCUAGUUUCAGCUUACAACAACAUCUCCAUGCUUCGCCAGCAGAUCGGACCAGAUGAAAGAAUUCACGGUGCCAUCAUGCAGGCGCCGACAGUGACCAAUGCAAUCCCUGAGUUAACGCGAACCAAGUACACCAUUCGGAGUCGCACGCAGAAGGGAGCGCGUGCUCUGGGUGAACGCGUUCGCAAGUGUCUCGACGCCGGCGCGUUGGCCACUGGCUGCAAAGUUGAAUUGGAGGAAAACUCAGAUGGUUACCAAGACGCGAUUGGAGAUUUGGGCGUCCACGUCGUCUCUUGUGAUGAUACUCUCAUGCCAGGAUCGACCGACCAGGGAAAUGUUUCCCAGGUUGUUCCAGCUCUCCAUGCUUUGGUUGGUAUUCCUGUCACGGACGGAGCGCAUAAUCACACUCGACAAUUCACUGCUGCUGCAGCUACGGAUGAGGCACAUGAGCGCUCGGUCACUUCAGGGAAGGCUAUGGCGAUGACAGGUUGGCGGCUUCUCGUUGAUGAUCAGUAUUAUAGCAAGGUUCGCCAAUCGUUUGACGAGAUUAUGGGGUAA